Messenger RNA from Platichthys flesus (European flounder), 1638 nucleotides. It is a transcript of the gene hoxc9a, whose product is annotated as homeobox C9a. The transcript is spliced from 2 exons. Gene Ontology annotation, molecular function: DNA-binding transcription factor activity, RNA polymerase II-specific; RNA polymerase II cis-regulatory region sequence-specific DNA binding. The record is from RefSeq and is a predicted model, not a curated record. Gene Ontology annotation, cellular component: nucleus. Lineage: Eukaryota; Metazoa; Chordata; Actinopteri; Pleuronectiformes; Pleuronectidae. The coding region runs from base 218 to 1006 and encodes 262 amino acids. Gene Ontology annotation, biological process: DNA-templated transcription; proximal/distal pattern formation; anterior/posterior pattern specification.
UUAUGUGCAACGGUAUCCCAGGAUAAGUGGCGCAUUGAUCCAGUGUACAAUUUCUGUGGGGGUAAAUAUAAUCACGUGACGACGAGGCAGCCAAUAGCAGGCAGGGAAGCGUUGAGAAAUAAUUACCUGCCUUGAUUGUUCUAUGGCUAGAUAAAAAAGUACACAUACACUCCAUAUAAUAAUCGGAUGCAUGUAAAAGAGUCGGGGAGGCUUCGACAUGUCGACCACGGGUCCCAUAAGUAAUUAUUAUGUGGACUCCUUGAUCAACCAUGAAAACGAGGAUGUCCUUGCUGCGACUCGCUUCUCCGCGCCCGGUUCGCACCCAGGCGGCCCUCGACAGACGUCCCUAGUACCGGAGUGCUCCGACUACCCUUCCUGCAGCUUCGCACCCAAGGCGCCCGUCUUCUCCACCUCCUGGGCCCCCGUGCACUCCCAGUCAUCAGUGGUUUACCAUCCAUACAGUCACCAACCUCACAUAGGCACAGACUCGAGGUACGUGCGCUCAUGGCUGGAGCCGAUAUCAGGCGCAGUGACUUUCCAUGGCUAUCCGGGAAGCGGCAGGCACUACGGGCUGAAGCCCGACGCCUUCCAGGAGCACAGAGCCGGAGAGUGCCUCGGCUCCGGCGGACGGACCUACGCGGAUUAUCUGUACUGCUCGUCCACUGACACGCGAGACAAGGCGCAGCAAAACAUACCCUCUCCCGAGUCGGAGCUCCUGGCUUCGGAGAAACAUAAAGACGAGAAGCCGGAGCUAGAUCCGAAUAACCCAGUGGCAAAUUGGAUACAUGCCCGCUCCACACGGAAGAAGCGAUGCCCUUACACAAAAUACCAGACUCUCGAACUGGAAAAGGAGUUUUUAUUCAAUAUGUACCUGACUCGGGACCGCCGCUACGAGGUGGCCCGGGUCCUGAAUCUCACCGAGCGGCAGGUCAAAAUCUGGUUUCAGAACCGGCGGAUGAAGAUGAAGAAAAUGAACAAAGAAAAGAACGAUCGAAAAGAACAAUAACGUGGACUGCAGUCUGGGGGCUCAGGCGCGAUGAACCCAGUCACAUGGACAGCACAAAUGUACCAAAACACACGACGACCCCUUCCUCUCCUCCACCUCACUCCCUCUUCUUCAUAUUUAUCACUUUGUUGGAUUUUGUAUUAACCUUCAGUUCGAGACUGUUUGAGGCUGAUCCUGUUAUUUUUCCAGUGAACACGUUAUGUCGAGCGUUGAAGAAAAAGAAACCCAGAAAUAAAAAAGAAUUCAAAGAUACCCACAUCCUGUUUUCACUUUGAAAUACCUUUAUAUGAAUAUCUAUAAUUCUCUUGUUCUUGUAAUAGAAAAGUCUACCACAGCAGUUUGUUUACGUUGAAAAGAAGAAAGAAAAUACUUGAAUUCUUUAGAAUUUUCACAAACCCACAAUAAUUUAUGAUGUGAAUGUUUCUUCUCUCAUGUUUACUUCCUUUGUACGCUGUUGUGCAGGUGUUGUAUUUUGUACAGACACAGAAAACAUCUGCGAUCUAGUUUGUCCUGUAUUUUUUUGUGAUAGUUGUUGCUGUAUUUGUGCAUCUUCUCUCUCUUGUUUUUUUUUUUUUUUGGGGACUGUAGUCUACGAGUUUAAUUAUAGAGUGUAGACAUAGAAACUCUGCAAA